Pezoporus occidentalis (night parrot) is the source of this 2001-nucleotide messenger RNA. It is a transcript of the gene ANGPTL5, whose product is annotated as angiopoietin like 5. NCBI's taxonomy places the organism in Eukaryota, Metazoa, Chordata, Aves, Psittaciformes, Psittacidae. The transcript has 8 exons. Bases 595 to 1767 code for a protein of 390 amino acids. The record is from RefSeq and is a predicted model, not a curated record.
CCCUGUGUUACUACAGGUGGGCUACUAGUGAGACCAAGAGACUGCUUUUGUUCUCCUGGUAAACAGGUUUCUAUGUAGUACAAAGUAUUGCUUUAAAGUAAUAUUUUUCAAUUUUCUAUUUGAAUCUGCUUUUAGAACUUAUUCUAAAAUUGCCUCCACCGCCUGUUCUAGUGCACUACCAUCACACCAAUAUAAACACCUUCAUUUUAAUGCUAAAAACCUUUGCGAAAGGUGAAAACAUUGAUCCAUACUAGUUUUUCUUUCAAUUAGGCCAGACUACUCAGUGCCAAAUAUAUACCAAUGCUCAAAAAUAGUGCAUAAGAAAAUCUGUCAGUUUUAUCACAAUGAAAAUACAUAUGUUUGAUGUGUCAUGUAGAGGUUAUAAGCAGUAAUUGGUCUCAGGAUACAAGCAGUAGUGUAUAAAAUCUACUGUGCAAUUGAAACAUGCUUUAUUAAAUCCAGGAAUUAAAGGAGUGUUGGCUGCGCUUUGUGCGGCAGACAUUCCCAAAUAGUUAGCUCAGGACUUCAUAGUGUACAAUCCUUUCCACGGAAAUUUGAAACCCUUCAAAACGUUUGCAUUUCUUCAAGUAAAAGAUGAACUGCUUUGGGGUAACUUCACUGAUUUGUCUCCAUAUUUGUUUGCUCAGUUUAGGAGAGACUGUCAUAAGUAAUGGCAAGCCUUGUUCAUCUAAGGGCACAAGGAAUGUUGGAGCUGUGGAGGAACCACUCAAGGCAGAAGAGAAAAAUAAAUCUGCAGAUAUUUCAAAACAAAAAGACCAAUGCCUUGUACCAUGUGAUGUUCAAGCUAAAAUUUUACGAGGGGAAAAACAUUACAUGUGCAGAAAUUUGCAGAACUCACUUGUUGAAUAUGCAAGAAGCACAAAAAAAAUGGUAAGGAACAUGAUGGAUGAUCAACAGUCUUCUUUGGACUACCUUUCUAAUCAGGUAAAUGAAGUCAUGAACAGACUUCUUCUUUUGAAUGCAGAAGUUUUGAGAAAGCAUUUGGAUCCACUUCCUUACAAAGCAGUUCAGUCUCAUGGCUUGGAUUGCACUGAUAUCAAAGAUACUGUUGGUUCAGUUUCAAAAACUCCAACUGGUCUGUACAUUAUCCAUCCAGAAGGAUCAAAUUUUCCUUUUGAGGUUUUGUGUGACAUGGAUUUUCAAGGAGGUGGAUGGACCGUGAUUCAGAAAAGAACUGACGGAAUCAUUCCAUUCCAGAGAACAUGGUCUGAAUAUCUGGAUGGAUUUGGUGGCCUUUCUGGGGAAUUUUGGCUUGGAUUGAGGAAGAUUUUUCACAUAGUAAAUCAAAAGGCCACUAGUUUCCGUCUUUAUGUGGAUUUGGAAUCAGAAAAUGAUAAGCAUGCCUAUGCAUCAUAUGAUGGAUUUUGGAUAGAGGAUGAAGCGUGUUCUUUUAAGAUCCAUUUGGGACGUUAUUCAGGAAAUGCUGGUGAUGCAUUUAGAGGAUACAGAAAAGAAGAUAACCAGAAUUCAAUGCCUUUCAGCACAUUUGAUGUUGAUAACGAUGGAUGCAGGCCAAUGUGCACUAUUAAAGAGCAGCCUGUAAAGAGCUGCAGUAACUUCAGUGAUAACACUGGGUGGUGGUUCAACCAGUGUGGCCUUGCAAAUCUCAAUGGUGUUCAUCGCUACACAGGUAGACUUCUUUCAACUGGGAUUCACUGGGAUACAUGGACAAUGAACAACAAGCCAAUCAAAAUUAAAUCAGUUUCAAUGAAAAUUCGGAGAAGUUACAAUCCUUAUUUCCGUUAGGCUAUGAAAAUAGAAAUACAUCUCUUCUUGCAGUUAUGUGGGAUAAUGUAUCACUGCAUUAUAAAUGCCUUUCAUUUUCACUUCAACAGCUCAAUCUUAAACUUUAUUAGAUAUUUCCAUAAUACUCAUUUUUAUUAUGAAGUGACAAUAUUUGUUGUGCUCCUGCUUAAGUAAGAAGGUCAUAAGAAGAAUAGGGUUUUCAGAAAAUGAUGAACUUUGGAGUUUGUCAGCUUU